AUGGAGACAAAUGAAGAAAAUACAAAUAAAAAUCAACAGGAUUUAUUUUUGAAAUAUUUUAUUGAGUCCAUUCAAAAACAACAAGAACAAUCUGAACCUUUUGAUUUUUCUACGAAAUUUUCUCAACAAUCACCAGCACUAGUUCAAAAUAAGCAUCAACCAUUUGGUUCUUAUUCAUCAUUAGACAAUCAAUUGAAUUCAAAAGAAGAUCGUUUAAAACAAUUCUAUAAACAUUUAUUAAAUCUUAGUCAACAAAAUGAAAUUAAAAAUUCAGUAUCAAAUAAUUCGACUCCAGAAAAGAAACAUCUAUCACCAACGUCUUCUAAGAAUCAAGAUGAUCUUUAUUGGGAACGAAGAAAAAAGAAUAAUGAAGCUGCUAAACGUAGUCGUGAUGCUCGACGAGUUAAAGAAGAUCGAAUGGCUUUCAAGGCUGCUUGGCUUGAACAAGAAAAUGUUAAACUUCGUCUUGAAAAUGCACAUUUAAAACAAGAAAAUAUUCAACUUCGUUGUAAAAUUUAUAGUUCAAUUGAAUCUUAA
Molecule: messenger RNA, 537 nt
Organism: Rotaria socialis
Lineage: Eukaryota; Metazoa; Rotifera; Eurotatoria; Philodinida; Philodinidae
Source: the annotation of a GenBank genome assembly